Messenger RNA from Salmo salar (Atlantic salmon), 14551 nucleotides. RefSeq lists its product as uncharacterized. Gene Ontology annotation, molecular function: DNA binding; ATP binding; histone binding. Gene Ontology annotation, cellular component: Swr1 complex. Lineage: Eukaryota; Metazoa; Chordata; Actinopteri; Salmoniformes; Salmonidae. Gene Ontology annotation, biological process: chromatin remodeling. The record is from RefSeq and is a predicted model, not a curated record.
CUUUGUCAGCAGUGGUUCUCCACCAUUUCGCUGCGUCUAAAAGUCUCCUCCCCGCAACCACUAGAUUCGGCGAGCCGAACCCGCUCUCUUUCAGUCCGCAUUAUAACUUCUUCCCACGGACCUACUCCUACCUCGUUGGGUACCGAGAGACAAUUUGGAAUACUAUCAUCACGGAUUGAGUACGAUUUUAUCCGGAUGACGACUCCAUCAACAAGAAUUUUGUAAAAGAAAACUGGUCGGAAAUUUCAGAGUAUGUGGACAGGACCUUAAUCAGCAUCCUGGAAGUGGAAAGCACGGAAUCGCUGUGUCCCACACCACAGACAGGUGCAGUGUGUAGCCGGAGCAGCACAGAGGGAGGAAGCUCUGGGGAGGAGGCGGUGCAGCAGCGCACCCCUCCGGCUGUGGAUGUGCUGGGUGACAACCCCCAGGCUGCGCAAAAUGUGGCCUCUGCGCCUCUCCCACCACUGGAUAACACGACCACGUCACACCCUGAAAGACACGGACGCGUCAGUGAAAAUAACACACCCACAGAGACUCACCCCAACAACAACACUAAGGACAGCCUUGAAAGAGGGGCAAUGUCAGAUAGUGGUGGUGGAGGAAGAUUGGGCCCGUUGCACCCCAAGGACCCUAGUCUCUCUACAAAGUCCCAUUCAUACAGACUCUCUGACACACAGACAGAUGGAACAGCGCAAUAUUCGCAUUAUGUGUCACAAACUGAUAACAGCAGCCACACAGACAGACAAACGAGCGGUACAGAGUGGAGUGCUGCUGGACCAGGCCAGGACCAGGCUCUGCAUAAGAGAGUUGCAGGUGGACUGGUGGUCGUCAGUGGGCCAGAAAGGGGCCAGCCUCUCCCAGAGAAAUUGGAAUAUAAACAAGAGACUGGAAUUGAGGAACUUGGCAGAGAACACCCAGCUAGAAACCUUCCCUCUAAAUCCUGCUCAACAGUGUCCCCACUUCCCCUCAGCCCAAAUAAAGAUACAGUCCCAGACCACAACGAAGACAGAGGGAUGGAGCAGCCUCAAACAACUCCGCCGACUCAGGCAAAUCAGGCCAGCCACAUACCUCUGUCUGAAGUCCAAGAGCAAGCAGGCAUUCUCCCAAAUUCUGAGCAGCCUAUCCCCCCAGUGCUUAUCACUGACAACAGUAAGAAGAAACAAACAGACAUCUCCACAGAACCUAAAAUCACACAGAACUCGAAUUACGACCAAGAAGAGAUACAGGGAGCUAAUGCAGUGGAUCAGGGACCACAAGAAUCUGAGAGAUCUACGGAACUGUCUGAGAGUAGACAUGUCACACUUGGGAGUUCACAAACGCUACUUCCAGACCCACCAACUGACAUAUCCGGGACCCCACAGUCAAGAGAAACAUACUCUGGUCUUGUCCCCUACACGCCCCCUGGCAGUGGUAAUUCCACCCCAGACUACACAACUGACAGACAGGAGAGUGAGCGCGAUAUCCAGACAAAUCCCCCUCUCCCAACAGAAGAACGGAUUGAGACUAACAGGGCGAAGGAGACUGAAACGGCCAAGCACUCACCCAACUUUACAAUCCAGUCACAAAGCUCUUUUCUACAGGAGACAACAGCAACAACCCCUCCUAUCCACCACCUCCCCAGUACAGAAAUAGACUUAAUGCAGACAGAACAGACAGAACAAUCUAUUGAAGUUCAGAUGUCUAAUCCUGACCACAAAACCAGGAUGGAGACGCCACUGGUCUCUGAGCUCGUGCUGUCAGCUGAUGCUCAAGGAGCUGUGAUGCAUGGAGGAGAGACCAGCCUGGAGUUGUCUGAGGAGGUGCAGGUGGAUCAGUGUGUCCUCCUGGAAGAACAUCUUGUCAGUGGUGAUACUGCUGUUAUUGAAUUAACCUCCGAACAUUCUGACAGAGAACCAAAGUCGUUUAUUGAAGGGACCCAUUCGGAUAUCGAAAUAGACCCACUGGCUGCAGGAGAAUUUGAGAUUUAUAGCUUUGUGGAGGAGGAGAUUGCGAUAGAAGUUGUUGGAGAGAGAACGUCCCUCUCCCCAAGCUACGAAGUAAACUUAUUCACCCCACUCAUGGAACACUCUGAGAAUUGUACAGCCAGUGAGGGACGAGAAAUACGCCUGCUAUCUCACCCUCAAGCGAGUAAUGACAAUGAUCAAGUCAUUAUCCAGCAUCAAAAUGGCUUUACCCCUAGUCUCUCCACACAAGAUGUAGAGAUGACUGAUGAAGGGCAGAAUUCUGAGACCGAAAACACAACUACUGAAAUUGACAAUACUGUGUUGGAAGAUUCAAGUGAGGUUUGUGUAGUCCAAACUGUCCCAAUAUCAGAUACUCCAGAUGGACAGAUGGACACCUGUACACAAGCUGCAUUACCUUGUCUGGAGAUCAGCACAGCUGUCUCAGACAAUAGAGGGGUGAGAAUUUCCCCAGCCACAUGUCUGAGUGACACCCAAACGCUGCAAGGGGAAACGGAAGUGAGAGCAAUGGCCAGUACAUCUUCUCUUGUCUCCCCAAUGGAAGAAUUAACAGAGGGGGUUGUUGUACAGUCAAACAGUCAACACAGUAUUGAGGUCCUCUCGUCCCCAAUUACCAUACACUUGCCAGAGGGUAGAAAGCAGAAUUGUCCUCUAAAAGAGGUACCAGGAGCCACCUUACAAAAUACUACAGAACCCAAGCCCUGUGUUUCUUCUGAUGAAGGGACCAAACAUUCACAGCCCUGUCCAACACUGACAGGUAACCCAGUGGAGACCCAGCAGGAUGUUUAUCGUACUGUUAAUGUGACAGCAACCGAGGCCAACCCAGAGGCUUCCCGGUCCACACUCUCUUCUGGCAUCAUCGACCCAAAACUCCUCCUACUAAAGCGUGGGGACACCCCUCUCCUCAAACAUCCUCCCUCCUUAUUGUUGGGGGUAUCUAGGCAGCAGAGCAGCAGCCUGACGCAGGCUAGCACUAGCAGCUUCAGCUGUGGCUCAGACACAGCACCUGUAUUAGAGUGCCUUCCAAACGCUGUGUCAGUCGCUGUGCCUAUGCCUGUAAGCAGUCAUAGAGACCAGACAGAGCCCUCUGUCAAGAGAAAACCCACAGCAGCACCUCCUGCUAUUCCCGCUACAAACACCCCAUCCCAGUCCCGUAUGCCCCCUCCAUCUAAUCCCACACCAUGCAAAUCUGACAAAGAGGCCUUAACUCCAAUCAAAACAUCCACAGGCAAAGCAGUGACUCUGUCUCAAACCCUAAACCCCCCAAAUAUCAUCAAUGCGUCUUCCAAGCCCCUCUCUGCCCCCAAGUUGCCCUCAACAUCAGGCAAUGUGACGAGGAGUAAACUCUUCAGUGAUGGGAGCCAGUCCGGACCACCGCCUGUCAUCCGGCCACGGCUAGCCGGUGUGAAGGGCCCAGGGCUCAGCAGCCCCACGGAGGAGAGCAGUGAUGAGGAGGCUGACCUGGCAGUGGAGGCCCAGCCUAGCCGCAGGAGCAUGGUCAACCCCAGCCCAGCAGUGAGCAAGCAUGAGCAGAGACAGAGCAGGCCAGACAGAAAGGCCCUUUUCUCAAAGGUACGCCAGUGGAUAGCAGACAGGGUCACGCAAAGUUUGUCACCCGCCUCCUCAUCCACUUCAUCCCCCUCUCCUGGCCUAUCAUCCUUCAUUGACUGGACUCCCAGCACUACUCCCCUCAUUCUCCGAGGUGCCCAGGGCAGGUUCCUCUCUCCGCCCUCUAUGGGCCCAGGAGGCUCCUCCCCAUCGGACCCUGUCACUCCACAUCGACCCCGCAUGGAGCGUCACGCAGACAUGGCUGAACUAGCCAAACACGAGGCGGAGAUAGAGGGCAGGACCGUAGCGUUGAAGAGGGAAGGCUUUUGGUCUAUGAAGCGACUGACUCGCCUGACGGAGCCGGUCCGGCCCAAGGUUCACUGGGACUACCUGUGUGAGGAGAUGCAGUGGCUCUCGGCCGACUUUGCCCAGGAGAGGAGGUGGAAGAGAGGGGUCGCCAGGAAGGUGGUGCGGAUGGUGAUGCGACAUCACGAGGAGCUGCGGCAGAAGGAGGAGAAGGCCAAGAGGGACGAGCACGCCAAAAUCAGACGAGUCGCCUCCAACAUAGCCAAGGAGGUCCGGGCCUUCUGGAGCAGUGUUGAGAAGGUGGUGCAGUACAAGCAACAGUCCCGGUUAGAGGAGAAGAGGAAGAAGGCUCUGGACCUCCAGCUGGACUUCAUCGUGGGCCAGACAGAGAAAUACUCUGACCUCCUCAGUCAGGCCCUGGAAACGGCACCGGCUGGGAACAGUGAACCUGCACCCUCACCACCCAAAAAAUGUCUUCCACUUGUUGUGGAUGAAGAUGACAGAGACUUUGAGCCUCCGUGUGGUGGUGAGGAGGAGGAUGAUGAGGAGACCAUCGAAGUGGAGGAGGAACAGGAUGGCAAUGACCCUGAGACCCAGAGGAGGGAGAUUGAGCUGCUGAGACAGGAGGGGACCAUGUCCCUGGCAGAGCUUCUCAGCACCCUCAAACGGCCCCUUUCACAGGACUACGAAGAAGAGUGCUCAGACAAUUCGUCCACAACAGUGGACGAAGACGCAGAGUUCACAGCCAACGAAGAGGAUGCUGAAGAUGAGGAGGACACCAUCGCAGCCCAAGAGGUGGUGGAGGGGGAAGCAGAUCAUGCAGGCGAGCUGGAUGACUUGGCCAAAGAAGGUGACAUGACUGUGGAGGAGCUGCUGGAGAAGUACAAAGGAGCGUAUGCCUCUGAUUUCGAGGAGCCCUCGGCAUCCGCCUCUCCUGCCAGCUCCGAGGAGUCUGAAAAUUCUGUAGACGAGGAAGAGGAGAGCGAGGAAGACGAAAGUGACGUGGAAAGCAACAUCACCACCUCAGAUAAUGAGGACAGUGAUGAGGAAGAGGUCAUUGACAAUGAUGAAGAGGACAGUGAUGAAGAUGAGUGCAACGAGGGGAUGGAGAUCCUGCUGAAGGAGGGGGACCACAGUCCCCCUCUCCCAACCGGCCCGCGGCCCAAGAAGGAGAUCAGCCACAUUGCUGCUACUGCAGAGAGCCUGCAACCCAAAGGCUACACCCUUGCCACAACCAAGGUUAAGACUCCCAUUCCGUUCUUGCUGGUGGGCCAGCUGCGUGAGUACCAGCACAUCGGCCUGGACUGGCUGGUCACCAUGUACGAGAAGAAGCUCAAUGGCAUCCUGGCUGACGAGAUGGGCCUGGGGAAGACCAUCCAGACGAUCGCCUUGCUAGCUCACCUCGCCUGUGAGAAGGGUAACUGGGGGCCCCAUCUUAUUAUCGUGCCAACCAGUGUGAUGCUGAAUUGGGAGAUGGAGCUGAAGCGCUGGUGUCCUGGAUUCAAAAUCCUCACUUAUUACGGCAGUCAGAAGGAGAGGAAACUCAAGAGACAGGGUUGGACCAAGCCCAAUGCCUUCCACGUGUGCAUCACCUCCUACAAGCUGGUGCUGCAGGACCACCAGGCCUUCCGUCGCAAGUCCUGGCGCUACCUCAUCCUGGACGAGGCCCAGAACAUCAAGAACUUCAAGUCCCAGCGCUGGCAGAGCCUGCUCAACUUCAACAGUCAGAGGCGCCUGCUCUUGACGGGCACCCCGCUGCAGAACAGCCUGAUGGAGCUGUGGUCCCUGAUGCACUUCCUCAUGCCCCAUGUCUUCCAGUCUCACAGAGAGUUUAAGGAGUGGUUCUCCAACCCCCUCACCGGCAUGAUUGAGGGCAGUCAGGAGUACAAUGAGGGCCUGGUCAAGAGGUUACAUAAGGUGCUCAGGCCGUUUCUGUUGAGGAGAAUCAAGGUGGAUGUGGAGAAGCAGAUGCCUAAGAAAUAUGAGCAUGUGGUGCGCUGCCGUCUGUCCAAGAGACAGCGCUUCCUCUACGAUGACUUCAUGGCACAGGCCUCCACCCGGGAAACGCUGGCCAGCGGUCACUUCAUGUCUGUGAUCAACAUCUUGAUGCAGCUCCGUAAAGUGUGUAACCACCCCAACCUGUUUGACCCGCGGCCCAUCCACUCCCCCUUCAUCACCAAGCCCAUCGUCUUCCACACGGCCUCCCUGGUACAGAGAGCCCUGGAGAUCUCCCCAUUCAAGCGCGGUGACCUGUCUUUGUUUGACCUGGUGGGUCUAGAGGGCAGCGUGUCCAGGUACAAGGCCGACGUGUUUCUGCCCCGACGGAAGGUCAGCCGCCAGCUGAUCCAGGAGAUCAUGGAGUCCCCCGACCCUCCUCCCCGCCCCAAACCUGUUCGUAUGAAGGUCAACAGGAUGUUCCAGCCCUUACCUAAGGCUGAUGGUUGCACGGUGCUGGUGGUGAACAACCCUCGGCUCACCUGCCCGGUCACCCCUGCUGCUCAGGCCCCAAGGCCCCGUCUCAUCCAGGAUGUGACCCCAACCCUCACCCCUUCACCUCUAGUCCAACAAGCGGUGUAUUCAGUGGCACCCACUUCCCCUUCACGCCCGCCUGUGCACCCCAGCGGCCCCUGUGCGGUGGGAACUGUCAUGAGGUCUGGCUCCCCAAUGCCAGUCCUGGCUGUACGCUCGCCCACCGUGUCCUGCAACCCCGCCACCCAUUCCACCCCUCCUUCCAGCAACGUUAUGACCCAACGGGUUCUGCUCAGCCCAGACAUGCAGGCCCGACUUCCCUCUGGGGAGGUAGUGAGUAUCGCCCACCUGGCCUCGUUGGCUGGGCGUCCUGUGUCGUCGUGCCAGGGCAGUAAGCCUGUUACCUUCCAGCUGCAGGGCAACAAGCUCACCCUGUCUGGAACCCAGCUCCACCAGGUCCCUGUGGCCCCUCCACGCCCAGUACAAGGUAACUUCAUGCAUCUGGUGACCAGCGGAGGGCAGCACCACCUCAUCAGCCAGCCAGCCCAGGUAGCAGUGUUCAGUUCAGCCAACACCCAUGCUGCCACCCCCUCUCCCGCACCCUCGGAAAUCCAGCUUCCUCUCAACGCUUCUCAAGUGCCCUCCUCCAUGGUGACCAACUCUGGGAUUGUGAAGAUCAUGGUACGCCAGUCAAGCAAGGAAGGAGGAGGUGUACCCACCCUGGCAGUGCCCCCUUCUCCCCGCGUAGCCCCCCAGGCAUCACCCUCCAUACACCACCAUGCCAAUACCAACAUUGCUCUGAGAUCUCCCCUUGCACAUUGCCACCCCGGACCCGCCACUGCUCAAUACACCCUGGCCCCCCCUAGAACCCCUACGUCAGUCACAAUUAGAACCUCAGCCCCUCCUCGAAUCCCUAUCCCAGCCCCUCCUCGAACCCCUACUCCUGCCCUCCUUCAAAACCCUACCCCAGCCCCCAGUCAGCCUGAGCCCCCUCGCCCAGUGCUGAAGGUAGUAAAAGGGCCAGCAGAAACCAGCACAGAACAGAAAGCUCGUCUGAAUUCUUUGUCAACGCGUGAGGAGAGCAGCGACACUAAAUCAGCCGUACCUAAAUCAGGGUCCCAUGUUGGUGGAUUUGUCCCUCCUCGACCUCGGGCACAACCUCGCCCACAUCCUCGCUCCCCCUUUUACAUGUCAUGGCUGGCAGACAGCCUCAAGAAGCAGCGAGACAGCCGCCUGGCCCAAAUCAUCCGGAUCAAUGACCUGCACUGCAGCGCCAAGCCCGUGUACGGCCAUGAGGUGCUGGACUUCCUCACCUUCCUCCCGGGCUCCUGCCCUGCUCCGGCCCCCAGGGCCCUGGGUCAGUGGGGCCGCUCGGGCCACACAGCCUGCUUAUUCGCCCAGUCCCAUAGCACCGUGGACUACUGGCACCAAAGCCGCGCCCUGAGGGAGGCCAUCCACACCACUGAGGACAGGCUGCAGCUGCUCAAAGAUGUGAUAGAAAGGUUUACAUUUGUGAUCCCACCGGUGGAGGCUCCGACCAUCACCAUGCACAGCUGCCACCCCCCUCCAUCUCUGAGCCACAAGCAGGCCGUGUUCACCUCGCUGCUCUCCUCCCAGGUGGCCCCGCUCACACGCAGUCUGCACCGCAUCCAGUGCAACAUGAGGACCCACUUCCCUGACCUGAGGCUGAUCCAGUACGACUGCGGUAAGCUGCAGACGCUCCACACUCUGCUGCGAUGGCUGAAGGAGGGCCAACACCGCGUGCUCAUCUUCACCCAGAUGACCCGCAUGCUGGACGUGCUGGAGCAGUUUCUUGGCUACCAUGGGCACAUCUACCUUCGCCUGGACGGCAGCACCCGCGUCGAGCAGAGACAGUCCCUGAUGGAUCGCUUCAACGCGGACCGCCGCAUCUUCUGCUUCAUCCUGUCCACGCGUAGCGGCGGCGUGGGGGUGAACCUCACGGGCGCCGACACAGUGGUGUUCUACGACAGUGACUGGAACCCCACCAUGGACGCCCAGGCCCAGGACCGCUGCCACCGCAUCGGACAGACCCGCGACGUCCACAUCUACAGGCUGAUCAGUGAGCGCACGGUGGAGGAGAACAUCCUGAAGAAGGCCAACCAGAAGAGGAUGCUGGGAGACAUGGCGAUCGAAGGAGGCAACUUCACCACUGCUUUCUUCAGACAGCAAACCAUCAGGGAACUAUUUGAUGUGACGGAGGGGGAGAAGAAGGAGCUGAUCGUGGAGCUCUCUGUGCCCCAGCCUGAGGAAGAGGAGACUGUCACCAAACAGAGCACCACCAUCCUGGAGCAGGCCCUGUGCCGUGCCGAGGAUGAGGAGGACAUAGUGGCCGCCUCCCAAGCCAAAGCAGAGCAGGUAGCUGAACUGGCAGAGUUCAACGAGGCCAUCCCAUUGGACGAGGCUGGUGAAGGGAGGGACCCAGAAGAAGAGGAGCUCUCCAAGGCCGAGCAGGAGAUAGCAGCUCUUGUGGAGCAGCUAACACCUAUAGAACGCUAUGCUAUGAACUUCCUAGAGGAUUCAUUGGAGGAUGUGUGCAAGGAGGAAUUAAAGCAAGCUGAGGAGCAGGUGGAGGCUGCCAGGAAGGGGCUUGACCAAGCAAAGGAGGAAGGCCUGAAGCUGCAAGCAGGCUCCUCAGACAACGACGACGAGGACUUCUCAUCACAGCCAGCAGAGGAGCCCUCGACUCCCGGGUUGGGCCGCCGCCCACGCAAACACAAAGAGAAAGGCGCCCCCUCCACCAGGACCAGCGGCAGGCUCCGAGGGACCACGGCCUCCCCACCGCCCACUUCGCCAGAGCCCGACACCCCCACCCCCAGAGAAGUGCCUGAAAGACUCCGCUCUGCUCUGAGAGGACGAGGGGGGGCCAAAGACACCACCACCCCGGCUCGCACAGAGCACCCAAGGGCCCACACCACCUCAUCAAGGCUCCAGGAAUCUGCCAAACCUGCAGCGACAACCCCGGCCUCUCCUUCUAGAGACUCCAGUCUCAUAUUCGGGUCGGCAGCGCCACUUCUCCGGACCCAGUCCCACUCCAGCUCAGUGCCUUCCACUGCCACCAGUCCUCCAGCUGGGAAACCACUGACACAACCAGGGGAGUCAGACACCAAGUCACCCAGGAGUGAGCAGGGAGUGUGUGUCUCCUCGGAUUCCAUGGGUCCGGUGGACCACCAGUCAUACUCUACCCAGGCCAGGGAUUAUGACAGCAGGGACCAGAAGUCCCUGUCUCCCCCCUUGGUGUGCUCUCUCUCCCGGUCGCCACGCAAGCGCCAGUCAGCCGACGGGGAGGUCCUGCUAGGCCUCCCGGAACAUUCCCCGUCGGCCAAGGUGCUGAGGAAGCUCCCUGGUCGCCUGGUGACAGUGGUGGAGGACAAGGAGCCCAGGAAGAAGAGGAGAGGCAGCGGAACGGGAGGAGGCUCAUCAGAGGAGACGGAGCACGCGGAGUCGGGCCGAGGCUCAGACGUGCCAAGCAGAGACGCUACAUCCCAGGCCCCUGACAAAACCAAACAGUCCCCCAAAGAGAAAGGGACUGCCUCAAAAUACUCCUCAAAGAUCACCAACCUCCCAGAGGACCAAGAAUCCCCUUUAAGACACAUCCAUCCUGCCAGAAGCUACCCUCCUUACUCCCCACCCCACCACUCCCCUGACAUGCCGGUGCUGAGGAACCUGCCGGUGCGGCGGCGGCUUGAGAGUGAGUCUCGCGUGGCGGCCCAGUUAGGAGAACAGGGUCUGGGCCGAGGGAGAGGGGGGAACUACCACAGGAAAAUGGACACUCAGCCAGGAAAAGAAGGCAACGCAUCCUCGGGCACUAAUGUUGCUAACUCGACCCCGCCGUUGAAACGAAAGAGGGGCCGACCCCCCAAGACUCCCCUCAGGGUGGUGGAACCCCAGCCAGAGCAUCUAUCCCCUCCCCACCCUAGCUUACCAAGCGAGGAUGGGAGCCCCCCCUUCUCCCCAAAACGCAAGAGAGGUCGUCCCCGUAAGAACUCGACUACUGUAACGAAUGCAGUGGGUGCAGGAAAGAACUCAAACACCCCCACUGCCAGCACCACCAGCCAAGCUGGUUCCCUGUCUGACACUGCUGCUGCAGACACAGAGCCACUAGCCCCGUCUGCCCCCACUAAGCCUCAAACUGUGGCCACCUCUGCUGUCUGCACCAGCCAAGCCUCUCCGUCUACCAAAGCUGAGGACUCCACCGCAACAUUAAAAGCAGACACUAAGACUGAGUUCCAUACCACAACCCCAACUGCUAUCCUUGCACCAAGCCCAGCUCAAGUCCUUACCACAACUGCUAUUCCUGCGCCAAGCCGAACUCAAGAUCCCACCUCAAUUCCAAUCUCUGUCUCCACCUCAAACUCAACUGAUGUCCCUGCCUCAAGCUCAUCCACCAUUUCCACCUCUGUUCCAGUUGCAGUCCACUCCACAAGCUCACCCACAGUCCCCGCCUUAAACUCAACCUCUGUUCCUGCCUCAAGCUCACCCACAGUUUCCACCCCAAGCUCACACACAGUAUCCACAUCGAGGAUGACCUUUGGUCAUGCCUCAAGGUCAACCUCUGGUCCCAUCCGAAUUCCAACCGCAGUCCUCACCUCAACACUGGCCCAAUUCCUCACUUCAAGACCUAGAGUCACCACUUCACCGCCAGUCUCUACUUCUCCAUCAAUCUCCACAACAACUACCACACAAAUCUUCACUCCUACCCCCAACAAGAUUUCCACUCCUCCCCUUGCCCAAAUCACUAUCCCUACUCCAGCUCUAGCCCAAAUCCCCAAAAUUGCCACAUCAGCCUCUACUCCAACCAGCACCCCCACACCAACAUUCACAAAUGUCAAACCAACCCUUACUCCGGUCCCUACCACAGUUGUCACAACCAAUCUACCAACACUUAGUAAACCCACCACAACCUCAAUCGCAAAUCUAACCACAAUUUCCACACCAGCCCCAUCCAGAAUUGUCACCACCGUUACACCAUCCCCAACCACAGCAGCUCCUGCCACAACCUCCAUACCAACUUCUACCAAAAUCACAACCCCCACACCAGGCCCUACGCCAAGCAUCACAUCAACUGCUACACCAGACCCUACCACAACUGUCACAACCGUCAAACCAACCCACACACCAGUCCCUACCACGAUCACCACAACCUCUGUUCCAAUUCCCAACACCAUCCCCACAGCAGCCACAACCAGAACUGUCACCACUGUUACAGCAGCCACUACCACCACCGAGAACCAGGCUUUGGAGCCUGCUCCAGUGGAGACUACCCAUAACAGAGACUCAGAGAAGAUAACAGAUAUGGAGGUAGAAGAGGAUGGAGAAGAGGAGAUUAGUGACUCUCAACCGAAAAAGAGGAAAGUGGAGAAUUCUCCUGGAGCCAAAGACACUGUCCCAGAGGCCCCAGUGGCUCCUCGACCAGAAGAGACUGAUAAACAGAAGGUAGAGGAGAGCGUCGGCGACGACAGAGCCACCAGCAACAAGAGGCCUCUCAGUCGCCAGAGCAGUCAGGAGUCUGUGCACUCCUCCUCUCCCUCCUCGGUGUGUUCCACUCCCACACGGUCAGCCCAACACAGGAAGGGUGCAGAGAAGAGGGCACCUGCCAAGAGGAUGCGAGGGGAGGUUUGCUCUGACCCAGAGAAGAGAGAAAGAAAGACAGAGAAAGAUUUCACCAAUGCUACUCAGAGGAGGCAGUCCAGGUCCUCCUCUUCAGACUCUGACACCUCUGAAACCAGGAAGGAGCACCUCCUCACCCGCUCAGCCCAGAGCCGACAGGAGACCGAGGGGGACGGCGAGAGCAACGGGCGGAUUGGAAGACCCGCCAGGAGCUCUGAACGUGUGGGCAGGACUGUGUCCAACAACACCAGUACUGGGGAGUCUGGCAGCCAGACAUCCUCUGUGAGAGUCACCCGGAAAUCCUCUGUUCCUCAGCCCACCCCAGAGAGAAAACCCCAGUCCAACAGUGUGCCCUCUAGCACUAGCCAGCCAGAGGUCCUAGGGAAGAGGUGUUCAGCCCUGAACGCUGCAGCCAAACUCCUUGCCAUGCGAGGCAGGAUUGACACCCCUGGCAGCAGGAAAGACCCUGCGGCUAAGACCAGUGGGCAGAAUGCCACUUCUCCUGCUUCCUCUGACAAGAACCAGAAGUCCAAACCUAAAAGUGCACCAGCCACUCCGCAAACCAACUGCUACAACAAAGUAGGAAGCAGCAAGACAACAACCCCAACCCAGUCAAGCCGCACCGCCGCACGCUCCACCCGCCAGUGCCCUGGUGCCCUCGUCCCGGCCCUGGAGACGAACCGCAAGAGGGGGAGCAAAAAGGAGAAGGAAAAAAAGAAGCCCUCCGAGGGAAAGGAGGAGGGUGAGCGGGAGACGCGCUCGUCCAGGGGCCACAGUGCAUGCAGCAGCAUGAGUAGCGAUGGUGGUGGCAGCAGCAGGAGCCAGAGCAGCAGCAGUAGCCUCAGCUCCCAGAGCACCGGGCGCAACCACUCACGAGCACCCUCCUCCGGCAGUGAACGUGAACGCAGCACCGAGAGGGGCAGGAGGCGCAGCCACAGGAAGGAAGGAGAGGGCCGGGGGAGGGAGACCCGGAAGGAAAGAAAGGAGAGGCACGCCCAGAAGCGGGAGAGGCUUUCCCAUGAAGGGAACGCCGGCUCGGGAGAGGGCACCCCGGACAGGGUGCUGCGCAGCGUGGCGGCUAUGGCAGCGGCUCAGGCCCGCACACCAGCCGCUAACACCCGCUCCUCCUCUGCCCAACACAACAAGACAUGAUGAGAGGACUAGAGAUGAGGAGUGAGGGAUUCUGACUGGAAAAAUAGAGGGGUAGGUUGUAACAGAGGGGAAAUGACCUCUAAAGUUGCUGCUUUGUCUACACUGACAGACCAGAGCAGAACAAUGAGUGUUGUGCAGGUCAGUGACCUCUUUCCCUCUUGGGCCCCUCUCCCCCCAAACCACAUUAAAGCUGGUCUCCUCUCCAGUUCAGCCAUCAUCAACUGGGGGAAAGGCUCAGGGAUGCCAGACUGUCUGCAAAGAGAAAGGUGGCACCAUGGUAGUGCCAUUCCAGAGGUGAGGUGUUGGUAGUCCUGAAGGUGUCACUUCAUACAGACAGUGGCUUGACUGCGGGGACUUUGUUGCGAGUGAGUAAAUUGUUAGUUCACGCUAUGUACUGUAAAACAUUUAAAAAGACUGGAAUACUAAGAGAUGUAUGUGUCCGAGAGAGGUUUAAAUUGUGCCCUAUAUACAGAGUUUAUUCGCUGCCAGGGUUAUUGAUUCAAAAUAAGCUUUUGAGUGACCGUUGUAUCGUCAGAUGAAGGUUUCCAGUCAGUUGAUAAGUGAUGGAUAUUUUAUGGUUUCUUCCAGGGAAUUAGGAAGAGAGCAGAUCUGUAAAUGUGAUCUUUGCUGCACUAUGCUGGAGUUGAUCUUUGCUUGGGCCUCCCUAUCUUGUGAUUUUUCUGCCCAUCUUUUUAAAUCCAGCCUGCAUUUUUUUAUUUGCCCAUCAGACAUGUUGUCCUCAGCAUAAUUUGAGUGCAUCGUUGUGUAGUAUUUCUUUUACAUAAAUUUCAAUCAAAAUACUACUAUGUUCCUGGUACCUCACACAAUGCAUCUCUCAAGCUCUAAAUAUGUCUGUCUCUCUUAUGUAUCUUGAAGAUAGUACUUAUUUUGCUUACUGGCAAUGCAGAAACAGGAGCAGAACUUUGAUUUAAUUCUCCUCACCUUUCCAAAGUCAGUCAGACAUUAUGGUCAACGUCAUGAAGUUCAUCUAAAAGGGUAUUGAAUCUUUGGGAAUAAAAUGAGUGCCUAUUAGGCCGAGCAGGUGGACGGAGAUCCCAGUUUGCCUUGUCAAGUACCUGACGUUGGGGUGUUGUCAUUAGUAUAAAAAAAAUCCACCUUCUGUAAAUCACAAGUAACGCACCCUAUGCAUCAGUGCUAUCAAAUUCUAUAUCAUUAUUUUUUACUUUUGUCAUUUCUUCAUUGCUCCUCUUUCAUGUAAGUACUUGGACAAAACAUGUGAAUAAAACACUGGUACAGUUCCAGGUGGCUCUAUAUAUUGUCAAUUUACUUUGAGGACUUGCAUUUGGAAAAGCUAUUUUUGGGCAGGGUGCUGUUUUCAGUGAAUGGGUGGGUGGAAUAUGGUAAUGGUCUUAUUUUGUUAUCUUGAUGUCUUUCAUUUGUUACAUUCCUCUUUUCCCUUGUAAUUCUACAUCGUUUUACUUGAAAGAUUAAAAGACAAUGAGUUGAAUAAAAAGACCAAAAAUGUA